AUUUAAUAGCGUUGGAACCAUCCAACAUUACCAUAUUUCCAAUCUUACCAACCAUGCCGGAAACAACCACCACUGAUGCCCAUGUGGCAGUCCUCGCCUUCCCCUUCUCCUCUCACGCGGCUGUGCUCCUUUCCGGCGUUGGCCGCCUAGCCACCUCCGCUCCCAACACCUUAUUUUCAUUUUUCAGCACUGCCCAGUCCAACAACUCCAUCUUUGCUGCUACUAGGCAACCCAACCUGAAGGCAUACAACGUAUGGGAUGGGGUACCGGAAGGCCAUGUCUUUUCCGGGCGUCAUCAAGAGGACAUUGACUUGUUUAUGGAAACAGCUCCGCAGAGCUUUCGGAAGGAAAUAGAAGUAGCAGUGGUAGAGACCGGGAGAAGGGUGAGCUGCUUGGUCACAGAUGCAUUCCUUUGGUUCGGGGCAGAGAUAGCAGAGGAAAUAAGGGUGCCUUGGAUACCUUGUUGGACGUCAGCAUCCACCUCGCUCACUUCUCACGUUCUCACCGAUCUCAUAAGGGAAACAAUCAAUGAUUGUGCAGGGUUGGCGGGGCGUGAAGAUGAAACCCUCUCUUUCGUCCCAGAAAUGUCCAAAAUUCGCAUCUGUGACUUACCCACAGGAAUCCUUUUUGGGAACCUGGAAUCUGUUUUUCACCGCAUGCUGCACCGGAUGGGCCAAAUGCUCCCGCAGGCGGCUGCAGUUUUCGGUAAUUCUUUCGAAGAACUUGAACCUGAUACAACCAACUACCUCAAGACCAAGUUGAAAAGCUUUCUUACCAUCGGACCCUUCAACCUUGUAAACCCACAACCACCUGUCCCAGACACCUUCGGUUGCUUGUCAUGGUUGGACAAGCAGAAACCAGCGUCAGUGGCAUAUAUUGCUUUCGGAUCAGUGGCAACUCCUCCUCCGGCCGAGCUUGUGGCACUAGCAGAAGCACUAGAAACCAGCAAGGUGCCUUUCAUAUGGGUCCUCAAAGAUAGCUUGAUGACCCUUUUGCCUAAAGGGUUAGUAGGAAAUGGUAAGGUGUUAACAUGGGCUCCCCAACAGAAGGUGCUGGGUCACAACGCGGUGGGAUUAUUUAUAACUCAUGGAGGGUGGAACUCGGUACUAGAAAGCAUUGCAGGUGGGGUUCCAAUGAUAUGCAGACCGUUUUUUGGGGAUCACAGUGUGAACGCAAGGAUGGUAGAGGCGGUUUGGGAGAUGGGAGUGACAGUUAAAGGCGGGGUUUUCACAAGGGAGGAAUUAUUGAGUAGCAUGGAUUUGAUUUUCGUGCAAGAAAAAGGGAAGAAAAUGAGGGAAAGGGUUGGAGCGAUGAAAGAAGCUGCGGAAAGAGCAGUUGGUGAAAAAGGGCGUUCUACUCAAAAUUUUAUGGCAUUGUUAAAUUUGAUUUCUAGCUAGUUCUAAUACUGGUAAGGAUGCUCGCUAGCUUUUCCUCUUUGAUGAUUUCAUCACAUUGAGAAUUGUUUCUUGUCUUGGCCUUAUUUUUAAAAAAUAAAAGUGAAAUUCUAAUAAAUAUAUAAAUAAAAAAUUAUUAGAAAAUGUAAUCGUCUCUUGAUCUUCCAUAUUAUUGUUAGAUGUACCCUAUGGCCCAACUAGAUUCACAAUAAUAUUUAUGUAUUUGU
Messenger RNA from Rubroshorea leprosula, 1621 nucleotides. Lineage: Eukaryota; Viridiplantae; Streptophyta; Magnoliopsida; Malvales; Dipterocarpaceae. The record is from the annotation of a GenBank genome assembly.